AUGGAUAGCAUCGACUACCAGGCAAAGAUGUCCGAACUCGAAGCUCAGUUGAGUAUUUCUCAUGACAAGGUACGGUAACCGUUUGAAAUUGAUAGCUGAAUGUCUUUUUUAGCUUCUGAUGCGUGAAAACGUCAUUUCACAACUUGAAGAGGAGAUAAAAGGCAAGGAACGACUGAUUUUCGAGCAGAAUCACCUUAUCGACAUUCUCGAGAACGAAUCGGCAUCGCAGACGCAAUUACAGGCGAUUCGAUGCGAUAAUAACAACAAAUAUGAUACGGUUAGAUGUUUUUUUCGAUCUUUGGUUAUUUUUUUCCUAGCCCGGAAUUCACGGCCAUCCGGGCCCUGUGGGCCCUGAGCUUGACAACUAUGGUUAGAUUACAUCUCACUUUUAAGGUCAAAGUUUGGUAAAACAAAGAAUUCUAUCAAAUCACCUUAAAAUUUAGCAAAUUAAGAUUCCCAAGUGUCAGUUUCCAGGAUUCGAUCACAAGCGAAAGCGAAAUCACAGUAAUCGAGCGAGAAAUAGUCGCUUCGAGCAGUUCGACGUCCCCAUGCUCAUCCGAGAAAAGCGGCAGUAGCAGUGGCGGCGGAAUCAUCACGUCUUCAUCUUUGUUCCACACCCACGACGACUGCCAUCGUGACCGCUUCCGUUCUGCUUCUAACAAAUCGCCAUGUAAAUGCGAGACGCGACUCGAGCAGGCGAUGGUGGAUCGCGAGCGGCUCGAGCUCCAAAAUGAGCAGCUCUUGAAGCAGUGGGAAGAGGCGUUGGAGUAUGUGUCGAGUGUAAGCGUAUCUGAAGAGAAGCGAAGGUCUAUUUCUCAUUUUAUUUCAGGUUCAACGCCAACUGCAAGAGGAAUUGAAGAGAAACGCAGAGUUGAAAAAUGAGAUGAACCAGCGAGCCAAGGAGGAUGUUCUUGAGAUUCCAAGAAAUGUUCUUCAUCUUAUGUCUUUCAUCAUUUUGGUUUUUGGAUACCUUCUCUAUCGUCUUUAA
This is a messenger RNA of Caenorhabditis sp. 36 PRJEB53466, 988 nucleotides long. The record is from the annotation of a GenBank genome assembly. Lineage: Eukaryota; Metazoa; Nematoda; Chromadorea; Rhabditida; Rhabditidae.